This is a messenger RNA of Ramularia collo-cygni, 1602 nucleotides long. Its product is annotated as related to alpha-glucoside transport protein. Bases 1 to 1602 code for a protein of 533 amino acids. The transcript is spliced from 8 exons. Gene Ontology annotation, biological process: carbohydrate transport; transmembrane transport. Gene Ontology annotation, molecular function: carbohydrate:proton symporter activity. Gene Ontology annotation, cellular component: membrane. Lineage: Eukaryota; Fungi; Ascomycota; Dothideomycetes; Mycosphaerellales; Mycosphaerellaceae. The record is from RefSeq and is a predicted model, not a curated record.
AUGUCUCUCCGCAACGACACCGAGAAGACGCUCUAUGCGGAGGAGGUCGAGCACACGGCUGUGUUCGAUGAGAAGACCGAUGCCGCGAAGUUCAAGGCUGGCGCCAUCGAGGCCGAGAAUGCCGAGCAUAACAUGACGGUAUUGCAGGCCGUCCGCGCUUACCCCAUGGCCUCAUUCUGGGCUUUCGUCGUCUCAUGCACCAUUAUCAUGGAGUCGUACGACGUCUUCCUGCUAGGCAACUUCCUCGCCCUGGACGCGUUCACCAAAGACUACGGCGUCUUGACCUCAACCGGCGAGUAUGUCGUGGUAACCAAGUGGCAGUCUGCUCUCCAGGUCUCAGGACAGCUCGGUGCGCUCAUCGGUGUCUUCCUCGCUGGUCCUCUCACCAGUGCCAUUGGAUACCGUUGGGCCAACAUCUCCGGUCUCAUGCUCCUCAACGUUUUCAUCUUCUCUUUCUACUUCGCCAACUCGCUGCCGAUCAUGUUCGUUUCUCAGCUACUCGAAGGCAUCCCUUGGGGUAUCUUCAUUGCCAAUGCGCCUGCUUACUGCAGUGAGAUCGUCCCCAUUCAGCUUCGUGCUCCCGCUACUCAGAUGCUCCAGAUGUUCUGGGCUAUCGGUAGUAUCAUUGUUGGCGCCGUCACCUACAGAUACAACCAGCACGAGUCCAACGAUGCGUACAGAAUUCCAAUUGCGCUGCAGUGGAUGUUUCCCACUCCUCUUGCUAUUCUGAUCUUCUUCUCUCCGGAGAGUCCUUGGUGGUUGACUCGAAAGGGACGCUUUGAUGAAGCGGCAAAGUCAGUCGAGCGCCUAGGCCGCAAGUCUGCAGUCAACUCAACCGAGUCUGUUGCUAUGAUGCGUCGUGUCAUUGACAACGAGCUGAGCGAUAAGAAGCCAAACCACAUCGAACUGUUCAAAGGCACUGAUUUGAGACGUACCCUCAUCGUCUGCGGUGUCUACGCGGCUCAGAACCUCACUGGUAACCUCAUCGCCAACCAAGCUGUCUACUUCUUCAGACWGGCUGGCGUUGGUACGAACACCGCAUUCGCACUCGGACUGAUUACCUCGGCCCUGCAGAUGAUCUUCGUCAUGCUCUCCUGGAUUCUUACCAGCUACUUCGGUCGUCGAUCCAUCUACCUCUGGGGUUCUGCUGCGAACACCAUCCUCUUGAUCGCUCUUGGCGUCGCAGCUUCGAUCGGUGACCCCAAGAGUCACUCGGCCGCGCUGGCACAGGCAUCUCUGGGCUUGAUCGUUUCUGUGCUCUUCACCCUGGGACCUGCGCCCGCCUCGUGGGUCAUCAUUGGUGAGACAUCGGCUAUCCGCCUUCGUCCGUUGACGACCGGUAUUGGUCGUGCUUCCUACUACAUCAUCGAGAUCCCUUGCAUCUUCCUCGCCUCGUACAUGCUCAACCCCACCGGUGGCAACCUGGGUGGAAAGUGUGGUUACGUUUGGGGCGCCACGGGCCUGUUCUGCUUGAUCGUCGCAUACUUCCAGCUGCCUGAGAUGAGACAUCGCUCCUACCGCGAGAUCGACAUCAUGUUCAAGCGCAAGAUCCCUGCUCGCCAGUGGAAGAAGACUGUCAUCGAUGUGGAGGAUGACGAGUAG